Molecule: messenger RNA, 971 nt
Organism: Humulus lupulus (European hop)
Lineage: Eukaryota; Viridiplantae; Streptophyta; Magnoliopsida; Rosales; Cannabaceae
Exons: 5
Coding region: 97-768 (223 amino acids)
Source: RefSeq, a predicted model, not a curated record
GCAGUUUAGAAGUUGGAGUUCGAUCGUAAACUUAAUAUCGCUCAUUCUAUCUCUCUCUCUCUUAAUAAAGUUUCACAAUUUGAAGCUUUCUCUCACAUGGCGGCUGCUGUUGUUGGUGCUGCUAUUGCUGAUGAAGGUGAUCGGCUUAUUGGUUUAGAAGAAGGAAUGUUGUACCUUCCCUCUCAAGUUCUCGAUGGGGCCUGUGAUACAAAGGCACGUACUGUGAAACCUGUUCAACCACACCGCCACCGCCACCAUCACCACCACCUUCACCAUCACCGUCGUAGUGUCGUCAAAUUUUCGGUCGAAGAACUUCCUAACAUGAACUCAAUAAAGUGCAGCAAUACAAAACUGCCUCAGAGACCAAAAUUUGGGCAACAUUGGGCAUCGAGUGGAGGGCAUGGAAUGCAGGCCAUUUUUCUAGAUUCUGCCCAAAAAUCAUGUGGUACUGGUGUUUUCCUUCCACAAACAGCAGGCUCCCACCUACCUCCCAACAAUAAAAAGCCAGCAUGUGCUCCUGUUCUCCUUCCUUCCCGUGUGGUCCAAGCUCUCAACCUCAACGUGCACGCUUUAGGCCUACAAAUUUCACCUCGACAAGAUCCUAAAGCCAAUAGAAAGAGUGGAGGCCAUAAGAACAUAAACUCAGUCAAACAUAGUAAAAAAACCAAGGAUGUAGUGACGACGAUGCCUUCGUCACAAUGUGGUGUUAUUUCCCAAAAAAAGAUUUCUUCUCCAGAUUUGUUUCUUCCAAAGGAAUGGACUUAUUAGUUAGCUAGCUUUAGCUUCCAAAAAGUGAAGAUUAAGGUUUUUAAACCAAAAAGAAGCCCCGUUAAAAAAAAAAAAAAAAAAAAAGGCUAAAAGCUCUUAUUCAAUAGUUGUGCUGUUAAUUAUGUCCUUCGAGCACUCCUAUUAAUGGGUGUUCUACUCCAUCUUUUAAAAUACAUCAUCAAAAUACAUCUUAUUCUAUUUUA